AAAGGUUUCCGAAUUUAUGUAAAAGGAGUUUUGUAACGAGAAAGUUGUUGUUAUCUACAGCUUUUCAAGGUUGACAACAACUUGUUAUAUCCAGAACCCUGAAAUCGUUACUACAAUCAAGAUGUUAGCUUCCAAAUUGUCACGGAAUAGAUUUUGCACCCUUUUAAAGAGGUGUAAAAGCACUUUGGUAAUCGUGGAACAUAACAACGAGAAAGUCACCCCUAUUACUUUAAAUACCGUGUCUGCAGCAUCGAAAUUGGGUGGUGAGAUAUCUUGCCUUGUAGCAGGCAGCCAAUGUGCUAAGGUUGCAGAAGAAGUCAGCAAGAUUAAAGGUGUUAAUAAGGUUCUUCUGGCGGAUAGUGAUGCUUUUAAGGGGUUCCUACCUGAAGCCCUUGCACCACUUUUAAUUGCGACCCAGAACCAGUUCAAAUACUCACAUAUUCUAGCUGGUGCUACAGCUUUUGGUAAAAAUUUGAUACCCAGAGUGGCUGCUAAGAUGGACGUAUCACCUAUCUCUGAUAUCAUUGGUGUGGAAUCAGAGGACACAUUUGUAAGAACCAUUUAUGCUGGAAAUGCUGUUCAAACUGUGAAGUCAAAUGAUGAUAUCAAGCUGGUGACAGUCAGAGGAACAGCUUUCCCUCCAGCAGAAGAAACAGGAGGUUCGGCAGCAACAGACAAAGCUCCAGUUGAUGGAAUUAGUAAUGACCUUUCCAAAUUUAUUUCACAAGAAUUGUCCAAGAGUGAUCGUCCAGAAUUAACUAGUGCUAAGACAGUUAUUUCUGGUGGAAGAGGAAUGAAAAAUGGGGAAAAUUUUAAAAUGUUGUAUGAUCUUGCUGAUAAAAUGAAUGCAGCAGUUGGUGCUUCAAGAGCAGCUGUUGAUGCAGGUUAUGUUCCAAAUGAUUUGCAAGUUGGUCAAACAGGAAAAAUUGUUGCUCCUGAGUUAUACAUUGCUGUGGGAAUUUCUGGAGCUAUUCAACAUUUAGCUGGAAUGAAGGACAGUAAAGUUAUUGUGGCGAUCAAUAAAGAUCCAGAAGCUCCAAUCUUCCAAGUAGCUGAUUAUGGACUUGUUGCUGAUUUGUUUAAAGUGAUUCCAGAAAUGGAUGGUAUGCUAAAGUGAAGUGAGAGACAGUGAUGUAAUGGAUCAGAAAUAAAAACUCCAGAACAAUAAACAAGCAAAAGUUGAUCCAACUAGUUGUUAUUCCUAUAAAUAAGUUAUUUCACAUGGAAGUGAUGUUGCACUUUUAAUUUAUUCAAAUUAUACAAGCCUUUUGAACUUGGAGUUUACCCUCUUUCAAAAUGUCUGUUAAUUAAAAGAAUAAGUUUAAUUACAAAUAAAAAUGGUUGGUUGUUGAACAUCUGUUCACUGUUAUAUUUGCUGAUUAAUUUUUAUGUUUAUUUUGAGUGAAAUUAAUAUAUUUGAAUAUAUU
Molecule: messenger RNA, 1427 nt
Organism: Lottia gigantea (owl limpet)
Lineage: Eukaryota; Metazoa; Mollusca; Gastropoda; Lottiidae
Exons: 1
Coding region: 122-1117 (331 amino acids)
Cellular component (GO): mitochondrion
Molecular function (GO): electron transfer activity; flavin adenine dinucleotide binding
Source: RefSeq, a predicted model, not a curated record